AUGGAUGUAGAAUCACAUCUUCAUGAUGAUGAACAUCAACGUCGGCAACUUCUCCGGCAACGUUCAACACCGGACCCUGAUCAGACUAACCUUAUAAUGAAGGCCAUAAGCUUAACAUAUCAAAGUCUAUCCAAUUUAGCCAUUCUCCUCCCUACAGGGACAGUGUUUGUAUUCCAACUUCUAUCUCCAAUUUUCAGUGACAAAGGUGACUGUGAUGUUGCCAGCCGAUCCAUGACAGCAGGCCUUAUGAUCUUUUGUGGUCUGUUAUGCUUUCUAUUAUCCUUUACAGAUAGUUUCAGAGAUGAUAAAGGAGUAGUCCAUUAUGGAAUAGCAACCUUAAGAGGAUUAUGGAUCAUCGAUGAUUCUAUCACAAUUCCUCCUGAGGAUGCUUCAGAAUAUCAACUUAAGUUCAUUGAUUUCUUACAUGCUUUCAUGUCAACUCUGGUUUUUGCUGCUAUUACACUAUUUGAUCAGAAUGUGGUCAAUUGUUUCUACCCAACACCAUCAGAAGAGACAAUGGAACUCCUCACAGCUUUGCCAGUUGGGAUUGGUGUCAUUGGUAGCGCGUUUUUUGUCACAUUUCCUACUACUCGUCAUGGAAUUGGCUUCUCUCUCUCUUCUCGCUAA
Molecule: messenger RNA, 627 nt
Organism: Telopea speciosissima
Lineage: Eukaryota; Viridiplantae; Streptophyta; Magnoliopsida; Proteales; Proteaceae
Product: protein DMP4-like
Exons: 2
Coding region: 1-627 (208 amino acids)
Biological process (GO): endomembrane system organization
Source: RefSeq, a predicted model, not a curated record